Molecule: messenger RNA, 1410 nt
Organism: Drosophila hydei
Lineage: Eukaryota; Metazoa; Arthropoda; Insecta; Diptera; Drosophilidae
Product: venom allergen 5
Exons: 5
Coding region: 28-819 (263 amino acids)
Source: RefSeq, a predicted model, not a curated record
GCGCGUUUUUGUUUGAUCUUGUGCAAAAUGUCAGCAUUUGUAACGUCAGCUGCCUGCGUGGCUCUAAUUCAGUUGUUCCUGCUACAUUUGGUGGCAGGCAAACAGUUUACCUGGUGUGAUCGAGAUCUGUGUGGUCCGGGCGUCAAACAUAUAGCCUGUCGCAACAAUGGCCACUUCCACAGACGCUGCCAGCCGGACGCCUUCGAAGUGGACAUCUCUCGGCAUAAGCAGUACUUUGUACACAGCCAUAACAAGCGUCGCAACUUCGUGGCACUGGGAAAGCUGCCGGGCUAUUAUCCUGCAGCGCGCAUGACCACCAUGGUCUGGGAUGAUGAGCUGCAGUAUUUGUCUUCGUUGAAUGUGCGCACCUGUGUAUUGGAUCACGAUGAUUGCCACAACACGUACAGAUUUGCCAAUUCAGGACAGAAUCUAUGUGCCAUUUGGCGGGAUCGCAACCCAAAUGUGAAUGUGACCAGCCUAAUUGAGGAGUCGAUGGGACUGUGGUUCAACGAAUACGAUUUGAUCGACAGCAGCUACAUCGACAAAUUUCGUGUCACACAAUAUUUUGAGGACUAUGGCCACUUUGCGGAAAUGAUGGUGGAUCGUAACUCGCGUGUUGGCUGCUCAAUAUUGCGUUUCACACGACCCGAUUAUCCCUAUGUGUACAUCUAUAAUGUCGUUUGUAAUUAUGCGUCCAUCUACGCUUUGGAUGCGCCCGUCUAUGUAGUUGGGCGAUCCACGUCCCGCUGCCAAACGGGCAGUAAUCCAUUCUAUCCGGGUCUCUGCUCAGUAAGGGAACAAUAUGAUCCUAACUACUGAGCGAUCGGUGUAGUACCUUAGAUAUAUAAUGCUCAGGUAUAGAACUGCCAAGAUCUUAGUAAACAUCGUCUGUAUUGUAUUUUUACAUAAGAUUGUAGUUAAUGAUAGUUGUAGUCUUUGUUUACCAAUAAAUAACACAUACACAAAUAUUAAGCCACUAUUUAUUGACAUAAUAACACCCACUCGACAGCUUUUAGACGGACCAACAUCAGCGUCUGUCAUUGUAUAAUAAUAAUACUUUUAAUUAGUUAAUGAUUUGUUGUAAAACAGCGAGCUAGCUAGUUAAACAGACAAAACUGUCGCUGCGAGAAACAAGCUCAUCAAGACGUGACCGACAACAAUAUGCCCUAACCAGGCAAAAUCUGCCUAAAUCCGAUGAGAAAAAAUCCAGGUUUAGGACAUGACAAAUCAUAAAUCAAUCAUAGCCGACUAUAAUAUGUCCUCACCAGAUCUAGGGUCAAUAAUACCGAAUGUUAAUAUAUUUUAAUCGUGCUUGCUGAAAAAAUAUUAAAAAUAGUCUGACCCUAAGGUAACACAAAAGCAAGAUAGCCUGACUACAAAAUGCUUAAGUAAAAGAAAUAUAUAUGGUAA